AUGACGGGCUUCAACUGCUCCUUUACCGCCCAGCUCGUUGGCGACCUGCCCCUCGUUGGACUCAACUCUAGCUGGGACGACUCUGCCAGCGCCAACUCCGAGGUCCCGGCCAUCGAAGACUCUUGGGAUUACAAGAAGCGACCCAUCCGCGGCGUCAACCUCGGAGGCUGGCUCUCUCUCGAGCCCUUCAUCACCGCCUCGCUUUUCGACUACGACGCUAGCAAGGGCGUUGUGGACGAGUACACGCUCUGCAAGCAUCUGGGUGCCAAAAAGGCCGCUGAGACACUGGAGAAACAUUACGCCACCUUUAUUACCGAGGCUGACUUUAAGGCCAUUGCUGAUGCCGGUCUCGACCACCUCCGUAUUCCAUUCUCGUACUGGGCUGUGCGUACCUACGAGGGUGACCCGUACGUCCCCAACAUCUCGUGGCGCUAUCUUCUCCGCGGCAUCGAGUGGGCCCGCAAGUACGGUCUUCGUGUCAAGCUUGACCUCCACGGCCUCCCUGGCAGCCAGAACGGCUGGAACCACAGCGGACGCUCCAGCCAGAUCAACUUCAUUUCCGGUCCUGACGGCGCCAAGAACGCGGAGCGCGCCCUCGAUAUUCACCGCCAGCUUGCCACCUUUUUCGCUCAGGACCGUUACCGCAACGUUGUCGCCUUUUACGGCCUCGGAAACGAGCCCGGCUUUGCUCUUCCCCUCGAUGACUUGGAGGAGUGGACCGUCGCCGCUAUCAAGGUCGUUGCCGAUGCUGGCAUUCAGGUCCCCCAGAUUUUCAGUGACUCGAUGCGCGGGCUCCCGACAUGGAAGGGCAAGCUGGGCGGAACCGGCCAGGACCUCAUCAUUGACACGCACAUGUACACCAUCUUCGACCCCAACCUGAUUGCCAUGGAGCACGCCAAGAAGAUCUCCCUCGUCUGCAACGACUGGAAGAGCAUGGUCGUGAACAGCAUGAGCGGCGCUAACGGUUUCGGCGACACCAUGGUGGGCGAAUGGUCUCAGGCCGACACCGACUGCACCCUUCACCUCAAUGGUGUCGGUGGCGGCAGCCGCUGGGAAGGUACCUUUUCGGACACGAUAGGCCGCCCUCGCUGCCCUACCGGCGACGACUCGUGCAGUUGCGACAAGGCCAACGCCGACCCCUCCACCUACACCGACGAGUACAGGCUCUUCCUCAAGACGUUCGCCAUUGCCCAGAUGGACGCCUUUGAGAAGUCGUGGGGCUGGUUCUACUGGACGUGGAAGUCCGAGUCCGCCCACCAAUGGAGCUACGAGGCCGGUCUCAAGGGCAAGUUCAUGCCCGAGAUCGCCUACAAGCGCGACUGGGACUGCUCCAAGUCUGUCCCCAGCUUUGGCAAGCUCCCGAGACGUACUAAGCAAGACGUCACGGUCGCCAACCAGAAAAAUCAAUUCCUCGCAACGCGUUCCUUUUCCUCCACGCGCCCGCGACCCACAGCUAACGCCACAUUCCUUUUUUAA
Molecule: messenger RNA, 1476 nt
Organism: Parascedosporium putredinis
Lineage: Eukaryota; Fungi; Ascomycota; Sordariomycetes; Microascales; Microascaceae
Source: the annotation of a GenBank genome assembly